GCGUGUGUGUGAGCCCAUUCGUCCGUUGGCCGCUCGCCUCGAACGUCGAUCAACUUCUUCUCGGGCAACUUCGUAAAACUGCAAGUCGGUAAAUGACGACAGCUUUACAAUCCCCGCAGCUACCUUGAAUGAGAGAGACGAUGUCCCCCGGGCGGGAGUCGCUCUUCUCGCUGGAGCUGCUGGUGGAGCUCAUGGUGCUGGACGCGUCGCGGGCUCCAUGCGUCUCUCCCGGCGUGGCGCUGCGACUCCUCGACUUCCCCACGCUCAUGGUGUACGCGGCUGGCAAAGAGAACAGCAACAGCAUCGCCAUCACCGGCGGCAGCAAAGGCGGCGGCGGCAGCAACGUGAAGGAGUUCCACUUUGCCAGGGGCAAGUCCUGCCUCUUCAAGAUGUGCCCGCACUCUCUGCGUGCCCACUUGUCCACAGCGCCCCUGUACGCCAUGGUGGUUGACGUGUGCGGCGGUGGUGAUGGUCCGGCCACGCCGGCCCCACCCGGGCGGGCACCUGGGAGGCGGCCGGACCUGGGGACGGGAGGAGCACGCGCCGAGGCUGCGGAUGAGAGACCGCUCGCCCCGUUGCCCCGCCUGGUAGCCACCGCGUCGGUGUCCCUGGCUGGUGUCGUGGACCAAGCAAACGGUGGCGGUGGCAAGAGAGGAGUGUACGACCUCCGAGACCUCAUGGGCAGUGACGUCGGCCGCCUGCAUUUGGCUUUCAGGCUGCUGGACCUGGGGCGAUCGAGUCUGCUGCCACACCUGGGACAACACCUGGAGCCACGCCUGGGACCACACGUGGCCCUCUCAGAGACCACCUCGUGGGUGGUGAAUAGGGGUCCGGCCACUGGGAGUUGGAGCGCCACUGGCCUGGUCUCCACCGAAGACGGGGCAGGGGUGGCCAGCAAGUCGGUGGCGAUUCCUCGGGGACGAGGACACGCGGAGGUGACCUCUGCAGAAGAUAACGACGCGGCUGUGAUAAUGAAGAGGGCAUCUGCUGGUGCCGAGGGAGAUGGAGAUGUUCACAACAGGGGCGACGUGGUGGCCGUUUCCACCGUGGAUCCCGCAGCCAAGUUCAAAGUGCGUGCUGGGUCGCAGGACCGGCGUAAACUGACCCAGCAGCAGAAAGCGAAGGCAUCGGAUGAAGAAGAUGAAGCAUUGACUGAGAGCGGCCUUGCGGAUAAUGUGUUUUGCCCUCCUCCCCUUUUCUACAGUCAUUCGACCGAUGAUUGUCAAGAAAUUGAUGGCGUUAAUGUGGAACAAGCAUAUUUGGAAGAGCUGCCACAGGCAGCUGUGAUUGAUGAAGGUGAUGUUGAAGACGUCUCUGUGGAGGUUGGGCCACCAACGGGACCAGUUGAGAAGCAGAUUGAUGAUGCUGCCUCUGUCCCCCAGAAACCGAACCCCUCCGCUAGGGCCAGAGUUCAGGUGUCCCAGAGAGAAAGCACCGGUGCAGUUGGCAGUGCUCUAAGUCAGUUGCCUCUGUUGAGUGCUCUGCUGACUGAACUGGCCUUGUUAAACGGCCAAGGUGCACAGCUGGGCAACCUUACAAAUGUACAGCAGGGAUUUCAGAGGCUUGGUCAGCAGAGGGACACUGGACUCGUGCACACAGAGCGCCAGAGAGCGCGCCAACAUUCCCCAGUCGCGGCCAACAACAGGCAAUUGUCGGCGUCGACAGAGGGUCGACGGUCCAUUACACCCACGCGGCAAAGGAGACCGAAAUCUGUUUCUCCAAAGCCGAAAGCCAGUGCCAAAGUAAAAACGCAACGUGGCGUUAAGGAACGGGAAAAGUGCAACCAGCCACCUGAGGUGAAGAAAAAGAAGCUCAUGUUCGGGAUUACGAACACCCUCCGACUGCGUUUGCAGAAAACCAACCCUGGCCUCCUUUUGAAGCAGGAGAGAAUGGAGGCGCAACGAAAGCGAGAGAUGGAACGCCUCAAGCCAAAAGCUGGGAAGUUCGGAAUAUCUGCCCCAAAGGGACGGUGUGGAAAGAAAUCAAAGCAACCCCAUCGCCAAAACACACCCAUCGAUGAGUACGUAGAAACAUUAAUAGAAAGCAGCCUGGAUGUGGAUUCCCCUCGUUCAGAAAAAGAAGUUCAAAAACUUUAUACGCCAAUGCCCGUCGCCCGAGCACGUCUGGAGAAGAUAGCCGAAGUGGACAGCAGUUCAGGCCACACAUGGAGCCACCAUGAACUACCGCCGCCGUUAGAUUCUUCAUUAAAGGACUUGGAGGAGCCUGUCUUUGAUGCCAUGCCUUUGUCGAUCAGAGACCUUGAGGUGAAGGCAUCAGGUGGUGCAUUAUCCGUGCGACUACCUAGGGCACCAUCACAUCACUCGCAGCCCAGUUGGAAUAGUGAUGAUGAUGAUGAUGAAUUUGAACAUGGUUAUGAGUUUGAGGUUGAUAUUCCCCCUGCAGUUGUAGGGAGGAUGACGCAAGAGGAGCAGUCUUCUAACCGAGAGUGGGGUGAUCGGGAGAGAGAGAGUCCCGUAAAGUACAGUGACGACUACGCCAGCAGCCACACCCCCACUUACUCCGAAGACUUUGCUUCAAGUCCAGAACCCACCAGCCGACAAUCGAGUGCAUUUAAGAGCAGCCCAGAGCCACGUGCACUUUCCCGCGCACCAGAAUCCGACGCAGACUCCACUUCGACAGAGUCCGAUCACAAUGUUGUUCCAAAGAAGUCAAAAAAUGUAUUGCGAGAGACAUUCGUCGUGAAGAAAUUCCAAGAGUUUUCGGAAAGUUUAGAGGACAAACAACCUGUUGAGGAAAAGGGGAGAGGCAGAUCAGUAGUUCGUGAGGAUUCGUCUGAUUCGGAUCGGUCUGGCCUGUCGGAUCGCUCCACUGAUCGAUGGAAAGGAAGUCAAAUGAAUCACAAGUUUGUAGGUACAGUGCCAUCGGUGAAACCCGCUGUCAGCCCCAGGGUGGCCUUGCUUCGGAAGAUAUCGACACUGGAGAGCUCUUCUCUAGAAGGGAGUCAAUCACUCCACACUUCUCAGGUGAGCUCGUACGUUCCCUCCAACCUGUCGGACCUGGAGAUGUCGAACCCAAGUGCCCUGCAAGAGGGAGGGCGAUUGAGCAGCCUCGACACUCUGGAUGAGAACCUCCCGAAGGCAAUCUCUGAGCUCAAGUUGGCUGCCAAGCUUCCUGGGUACACCAUGUGAAAAGAAGGGCCUGCAUUUCAUUCAGAGGGGCUCACGACCCCCGUAAGGACUAAGCUGCUAUUUUGGUGUUUAUAUUGUCCCAUCGAACGUCAACUGUGGACUCUGUGUAUGCUACCACUACACUAAUUUGUCUUUGUAUGGGAGGAUAGUGCCAGAGAUGAGUACAAUGCGUUGAUAAGAGGGCGUCUUGUCAAAUUGUCUUCAACACAUUUAAAAUAUGAUUUUGAUUAUCCGCUACAUUCCAUUAAAGGAUUCAAUUAUCGUAGCAUUAAAAUAUGGUCAUAUUUUUGUCUGUGAAUGUGCCACUUAUUUAGACAGCUCAUCUGCUGCGAUUUGAAUUAACUGUGGAUCGGCUGGAUCAAGUGUACAACCAGAGUUGCAGACAAAAGUGAUGCGGAUAAAUGUACUGUAGUUUUGGAUUGAGAAAAAUAGCCUUUUAUAUGAUGGCAACAAGAUAAUUGAUGUUUGUGUGCGUGUGGUGUUUGUAUUAAUUCAUCUUAGUUGAUUUUUAUAUUUACCAUCCAUCAACACUAAUUUAUUAAAAUGUAUUCUAAGAACAAUUCCUUGCGUGAGAUGUAAUGUAUUUUCAUAUGUUAAUAAAAGGCAGCUUGUCAGACCUUAUAAUC
Lethenteron reissneri (Far Eastern brook lamprey) is the source of this 3775-nucleotide messenger RNA. RefSeq names its product microtubule associated protein 10 (gene MAP10). The record is from RefSeq and is a predicted model, not a curated record. Gene Ontology annotation, molecular function: microtubule binding. Lineage: Eukaryota; Metazoa; Chordata; Hyperoartia; Petromyzontiformes; Petromyzontidae. Gene Ontology annotation, cellular component: mitotic spindle midzone; cytoplasmic microtubule; mitotic spindle pole. Gene Ontology annotation, biological process: mitotic spindle midzone assembly; cytoplasmic microtubule organization; positive regulation of cytokinesis.